AUGAGAUUUGUGGGGGUAACAGAAAAGAAUUUCGAUUCCAUCUUCAGACGAUCCUGUGUCUGGUUGCCGCAAGCUCGUUUCAUUGAGGAGACCAUCAUCAAGAACAAGUUCACCGAUGCCAAUACGGCCGGCUACUUUCGCAAAGACGAUUCCCUGAAGAAAUUCCUUUCUAGCGGACCCUGUAUUGCAGCAGCAUUGCGGUUACAGCGUGGCUUCGAAGUGCAGCACUCUCGUGAGAUGUGCAAGGAUCUGAUCGAAGCAUAUGCCAAUCAGCCGCUAACCGAGGACGCAAUGAGGGAAGCGUGCGGUCUGCCUCGCAAACAUCGGUCGGGGCCGGACGGUGAACUCACCAUUCCUGUGGAUUCUUCUAGCCAGGAGAGUAAGAAAGAUACCGACCAGCAGUUUGUCAAUGUGGCUGAAGCCAUCCGGGAGGAAUGUCUGCAAAAGGGCAAGACAAUAUUCACGAAGGGUAUGUUCAAGUACCUGAAGCUGCCGACCGAGCACCCAACUGACAUGACAAGGGAUGCUAUAUGGGAAGUCCUACUUUCGCGCAAGUUGGUAAUGGCCGCCAACCUGGACAACUCCAAGUACAAGGAUGGCGUGAUGCCUUUCAUUCAGGUUCCGGUCAAGCUGGCCACUUUCGUGAACACAAGCCCUGGGUCGGAUGUGACACAUUCGGAAGUGCAUGAUGUGGCAUCUCUAUUGAAGUAUGCCAAUGGUUGUCCUGACAGAGAAGCCAACGUUUGUCAAGUUCUUGAGUAUCUGGACAAGUCAAUAGCCAGGCUUAAGAAGCGAGGCAAGCAGUCCGCCACUGCCAUUGAGAAGAUGGCCAACCUGGAGAAGAUGAGAAAGAAGUUGGUCGCGUCCGAAAGGAUGCUAGAAAGUCUUUUGCGUGACCAGCGUGCUCAGUCACAUGAAGCUCCGGAAGGUAAAAGGAGAAGGAUAGCCUGCAAGACAUCUGCCUGUGACCUCAUUCGCACCAGAGCAUAUGUGGAAGGCGAUGGUGCUCAGAAGUGCUCUCGAAGGAUUCUGCAGAUACUUUGUGCUGAUACGCAUGAUCUCGACAUCUCCAAUUCCGUCUUCGUCAUUAUGCAUCAGUUGUUCGAACGGCUGGACAUGAAGAAGGUAAUGCCAGCACAUCUUUGGGAAGUUCUGAGAAAGGUAGCUACAAAUCGAAGCGGUGUCUGCAACGAAUUGGGGCUGACUGUCAAAGAAGGCAAGGAGGUGCUUCACUCGUGCCUUUUCGGUGCCAAUACUCCUGUAAGCCUUGGCACCAACGAGUUUAUGCAAUCAUUCCAGCGGAUGGCGCUCUUCAUGCGCUGGACGGCGUGCUCGCUGCUUCCCGAUGUGUAUGAACUUGUGAGGACUAUGAAAGAAAAGCGAAAUCCUGAUGCAUCGGUGUUAUUCUAUUUGUAUGCGCUGGUGGAAGACACUGUUCUACAGGCAUGGGAAGACCAUCUGGUGCGCCAAUUUAGCCCGAAACAUAUCUCCCUGCACUUCGACGGGCUACGGAUCGACGCGUCGUAUGGCAACUGUAUUCUUCGGGCAGUGGCCCAGCUGUUUCCAGGGAAGGCGGCGCAAGUUCUGGAAUACGUACAGGAGUCCAGUGCUGCCAACAGCCAAGCUGCAUCGCAUGGAUCGAGAUGCUACAACGAUGUGCUGACAGCACUGGGCAUACACGCGGUGCCUCACCUGGGCUUCUCCAUUACGGAGCAGGGUAAAUACCUCGUGCACACAGAACAUACAGGGCGACCUCAUUGCGUGUCCGUUGACGUGGCGUUGACAGACGGUGAUGUCCUGUCUGCCGAAGUGGGUGGUUGUACUGAGACGCUGGACAUGCCGCUGACCAAGCUACAGGAUGCAUCUCAAAAUGCGAUGGACUCUAGUUCCAUUGUGACUUUCCGGCUGUUUGACCAACGUGGAGCGAACUUGGAAUUGCUGCUUCUGCUGCAUGCAGGGGCAGGCGCGGAGAGCUCUGAUGAUAUUUGGGUUCAGGAUGCAGCGGCUGUUUUGCAAUGCAGCAACAACGAAUCAGACGAUGAAUGCCCUGGUUCUUUGCCGACGGCAGAUGACGAAGACAUCGUUUCUGUCUCGAGUAGGUUGUACAAACUACUGCAAGAAGAAGUGCAUCAAGCGAAACAAAGCCAUUCUGCAGACAAGCGUUGCCCGCUGUGUCCAUUCCGAAAAUUUUCCAGACGGGACAGGCUGCUGGCUCAUAUCAAGACAUAUCACGUGCCAGAGAGACACUUUGUGUGUUCCGGGACCAAACAACUCAAGGUCGUUUGUGCUCUCUUCGACCAGGAUCAGCUCAACAGAAAUUCCGGUUCGGAUUACUUGAAGAGAAGUGCUGAGAUUAUGUUCCACAGUAUUGUCCCCAAGCUCAACUGCUGCGUGAACGAAGUGGAUCGCUAUAUCCGUCUCGUCCUUACAGAAACAGGGCCAAUGUUUCAGAACAUUGAUGGGCUGGGAGACAGGCGCCUAAGGAGAGUCAGAAACCUUUAUGUGACUCGUGGAUUUGCUGAUUUGGUGUAUCAGGAGGCACUGCUAUGCAACGGAAAGUGCAAAUCAUUGCGUUCUCGAGUAUCUUACAUUCUUUCCCAGCGCGGUUGCACUCUUACGUCGCUCUUGCCGACAGACGUAAGACACUGGUGGCCACUCAUCGAGGACGUGUUCAACUCCCCGCAAGUCAAGCAGUUGCAUGAUGGUAUAACCCAUUUCCUCUGCUCUCGCGACGAGUACAAGUACAUAUCCAUUGAUGCAACGAUAAACUGUUGUGUCUCCAUACUGGGACAGGCGUCAUGGCGCAGCAACGUUGUAACAAGAAAUGAGGCACCGUUUGAUGAUGUUUCAGCUGUCCGCCGAGUUCUUACCGUGCGAGGCCGUACCGGUGCCGUGCUGGGCAUGUUUGCAAUAGCGUCGGAGAAAGCAGAGGAAGUGGCAAUGGCACUUGGAGCCAAUCUUCCCUCGGAAGGCCUCCGGCAGGUCAGGAUGGUUGCAGCGGACAAUGCAUCGAGAAAACUAUAUCUACAUCUUCGGCGAAUAAUGCCUGGUCUGGAAAGUCUUUGCCUGGAUCCUAUUCACUUGGCAAUCACCUAUGAGUAUGCGACAUGGCGAAAGAAGACAGCAGACGCAGUCUUCCUCAGGAAAGUCCUCAAGAAGCUGAUCGUGGUAGACGCAAACAAGUCGGAAGGUUCAUGGGGCGUCUACUUUCGUGGGUAUGAAGACAGGCCUUUAUCCAUGUUGGAAUCUCGAAGACGAGAUUUAAUCACUUCGGGUACAAUGCUGGCGCCAAAAGCUAAGAGAAUUGUGGACAGUCUCGACAGUGCAGUACCAUUUGGCUGCAGACUGGAAUUCAUCGAAGCGUUGGCUGCACUCGCAGCGGUCUUCCGACUUGAUAUGGCACGAAAAGUCACCGGUGCCAAUGUACCACUUCAUCAGGUUCUGAAAUGUGCUUGUGCGCCUGAUCGACUGGCGUUGCACAGUGAGGUGAAGAGUUGGUUCAAGCAGACACAGCAAAUGCAUCAAAGCACGCUGCAGCUAAAGCUGCGGGUGUUAACCUUAGGCAAAGUUUUGCCUCAUUAUGGUGCUUUGCGAUAUCCGACUCUCAGUCAGAUGAGUAGUGGUCUCGUGCUGGCUCGGAUCGUCACUGCAUCCGUGUGGACAGAUGACACAUGGAAGCAGUGGUGUCACAGUACGGAGAAAGCCGACCUUCCACUGCAGCGUGACAGAUUGGAAGAGGUCAAAAAGGUCAGCGACUGGGUUUCCAAGAAACCCGCAGGACGCAAUGGCCUCAAACGAAAGCGUACAGUUUUCACUAUGGAGCGUUCUCAUAAAAUCAGACGACAGGGCGUGAAGCGAUGCGCAAUCAGCAUGGCCUGA
Molecule: messenger RNA, 3879 nt
Organism: Symbiodinium sp. CCMP2592
Lineage: Eukaryota; Dinophyceae; Suessiales; Symbiodiniaceae
Source: the annotation of a GenBank genome assembly